Neolamprologus brichardi is the source of this 3870-nucleotide messenger RNA. Lineage: Eukaryota; Metazoa; Chordata; Actinopteri; Cichliformes; Cichlidae. The record is from RefSeq and is a predicted model, not a curated record.
GAUUCAACAUGGCGCCGUAGGAACGUUGUUAUUGUUCCGUCGCUCCUGCUAGCUCUCGCUGUCCGACUAAAACUACGUAGAUAAAAAAGGCCGAACGCUUUCGUGCGGGCAUGAAAGGAGCAUCUGGGGAUAAUGUUAAGAUCCACCGGCUUCUUCCGAGGGAUUGACUGUCCGUUUUACGCGGAGCACAGCGAGGGCCAAGGCGGCAGGAAUGGGUGUAACAGACCGUACUGUCACUUCAGGCACAGCCAGCAGAGACGGCCGUCCUACGGAGCACCGGCAGAUGUUAAAAAGCAGAGAGACCUUCCCUCCACACACAAAGAUCAAGGCUACGAUCCCUUCAAUCCUGAAGUAGUGAGACCGCAGGAGCAGCAGAAUGGCAAGCCGGCUGCCUCGGGCGACAUCAGUGGCGCCUUGGAGCUGGUCAACAAGGCCAUCGAGGAGGUCCGCAGUGAGGUGGAGCGGGAGAAGAGGAAGCUCUCUCGGAUUGGGGACGAACCGUACAAUCCCAGCGAGAACGCCAGCUUGUCUUCGUGCAAGACGGACACGAGUAAAGCGGCGGGUUCGCACUUGGCCUAUGAUCCCGGGAGUUAUCAGAUCACAUCAGGAGGGUAUAAUCCCACCCCUGGCUGCAGCAAGUACACCUUGGAUUCAGACAAUCAGGGGCACAACAGCAACUCUAUGGAAUACGUUCCCACGUCGCUGAAAAGGCCUUUGUCUCGGACACACUCGCACCAGCCUCCUUCUCCUCCUCCUAGCCCAAAGCGUUCGAAUAGCACGUCCUCUUCAAAGUGCAAAUACACUGUGGAUAAUUCUAGGCCAUCCACGGACAUGGAGUACGACCCGCUGUCCAACUACUCGGCUGGAAUCGCUGUGAAAAACAAGAGGAGCGAGGGCGCUCGGCCCGUCAGGACAGAAGGCAGCAAAGCGCACAAGCUGUCGGGCUCGGAGUUUUCCGAUGAGGACUAUGUCGUAGCUGCGAAAAAGCCACGGCAGCAGAGCGUAGACACAAAAAAGUACACCUUCUCUGACUCUGAUGGGGAGAGCUCUGGGGCAGAGUAUCGCCCCACCUCGCUUAGCAAUCUGCAGCAGAGAAAAGCCGCCCACGGCUCAGACUCUUUUGGGAAGGGGAGGAAAGGGAGUGGUGAAAGUUUGCUAAAUGCACUGAUGCAGAGGAAUAAGCAGGACUCUGACACCCAGGAAAAUAUUAAAAGAAAGGACAGCCCAGAGAAAAAGAAGAAAGAGGGAGGUCAGACUAGUCAGGAGAAAAGUAGCAAGACUGAGAAACUACAUAAACUUGAAAAGGGAGCAAACAAAUCAUCCGGUAGUAAGAGCAGCGUCAGCAGCAGCAGUAAAGACAGAGCGUCGAUAAAAAGCUCAAACCAGGAUUCGGCGAAAAAGGAGAACAGGAGUCACGACAAGAAAGACGACAGGAAGAACACAGUGAAGGUUAAGACGUCGGAUAAAAUUCGCAAGGAAAGCAGGGACGAAAAGAAGAGCGACAGCAAGUUGAAAACUUUGGAUAAAGUGAAAACGGACUCAAGCAAGCAAGAUAAACAUGCAGAAAACGGCGCGAGGGAAAGCAAGAAGCCCAAAACAUCAGACAAGGAAAAGGAACAGAGCAAAUAUAAAGAGCAUCCCCACAAAAACGGGAAGCUCGAUGGUAUUAGAAGAGAAAAAGAUGCGAAAAAAGUUAGCAAGAGCGGUUCUAGCAGCAGCAAAGCGAGCCCAUCGAACAGCAAAGAUAAAGCGAGGCAAAGCGUCGGCGCUUCGAGUGUAAAGAGACAGAGUUUGAGUCUGAGCCACGCCGAUCUGUUUGGAGACGAGAGUCCGGACGAGGCCCAGCAGAUGGAGGCGGAUUACGACGACGAAACCGAGGAAGUCCUGGUGAGGAAAUCUGUCGACGCCUUAAAGAGGACUCGUCUAAACAAGAGGAAAGCGUCGGAGCUGACUCCGUCCUCCUCGGAGGACGAGGGCGACCGCGACGUGGACUGCGGCAGGGCGGGCAGGGACGAGGUUGACGGCGUCAGAUUUGACCUGUCCGGUUUCCAGGACGAUCUGGACUUUGACUCAGAUCCCAUGGAGGAGUGUUUGAGGAUCUUCAAUGAAUCCAAAGACGUGAAGAAGGAAGACAAGGGAAGGCAGGCCAAGCAGCAGCACUCGAGGGACUCCGAGGAGGAGAAGAGCACAGACAGCACUUUAACCACUCUCUUCCCUGGUCAGAAGAAGAGAGUCUCCCAUUUUGUUGCCAAAGGAAAUACCGAUGCACCUUCCAGGACUGCGGUGCGGCCGUAUAGGAGACCCACGGCCCAGGAGAUCUGCUACCAGCGUAUGCAGAUGGCCCAACAGCAAGCGGCUCAGCUGUCUGCUUCGGUCAAAGCAGCCACACAGGCCUCAAGCCCCAGCUUCUCUGGAGAGAGGAAGAGAAUAGCGCACCGUCCUAACCCUCAGAUAGCUUCCUCCAAAACAAGUCUCGCAGACACUAAACAUGCUGCAGGUCGCGUGUUAUCGCCCAGUCACACCCUUCAGAGUGUCAAAGCUCAGACCACAGUCGGUAUUUUGUCCAAGACCUCGUCUACCGUCACACAGAAGAGGGUGGCGCACACACCCACCCUGAAGAGUACUUCGAUGAGGCGUCCUGUCAUCCCCACCGAGUUCGGGGCCAAAGUUCCCACCAACAUCCGCCAGCGCUACCUCAACACUUUCAUCGAUGAAUGCGUCAAGUUUUGCCCAUCGGAGGACGGCGCCUUCCAAAUGGCCCUCGAUGAGGAGAAGCUGGUGUACGAGCGCAGUAGCAGUAAGAACAUCUACCUCAACGUAGCUGUCAACACGCUAAAGAAGCUCCGGAGCAAGAGCAGCGCCAGUCCGUCUCCCGUCACCAAGGAGCCGGGGUCAGUAGCUAAAAGGAAGCCACAGUCCCACGAAGAAGUUCUGGGAGGUCGUCUUGCUGCCACAACCAGCUUCACUGUGAACAGGAUGGGUAAACAGCAGGAGGAGAAACUCAUCGGAGCCACACUGUACAGGAAGAUGAAGGCGUACCUGAUGACAGAGGAGCAGCUCCAGCAGCACGGAUACCCGCGGCCGAACCCCGAGGCCGCCGGCAAGGCCGUCAUUUACAACCAGCCCGAGAAGAAGGGCGUCGCAGACCCGUUUAGCAAGAUAUGCUGUCGAUGCGGCGCCGAGUAUAAGGUCAACGUCAACGGCAGCUGCGUGCGGAAGGAGGAAUGCAGCUUUCACUGGGGACGUUUGCGCAGACACAAAGUUGCUGGAGGCUGGGAGACCAACUACAGCUGCUGUGCUGCAGCUGUGGGCGCUCCAGGCUGCCAAACGGCCAAGCAACACGUUCAGGACGGGCGUAAAGAAUCACUGGACGGCUUCGUGUCGACCUUCAGCAAACCUCUGCCUCCAGAUGGAAACGGAGGGGUGUUUGCUCUGGACUGUGAGAUGUGUUACACAAAGCAGGGUCUGGAGCUGACCCGGGUGACGGUCAUCGACUCAGAGAUGAAAGUCAUCUACGACACGUUUGUGAAACCUGAAAGCAAAGUGGUGGACUACAACACGCGGUUUUCGGGUGUAACGGCGGAGGAUCUGGAGAGCGCCGCCAUCACUCUGAGAGACGUUCAGGCCGUGCUGCUCUCCAUGUUCAGCGCUGAAUCCAUCCUGAUAGGACACAGCCUGGAGAGCGACCUGCUCGCUCUGAAACUCAUCCACAGCUCGGUUGUAGACACGGCCAUCGUGUUUCCUCACCGCCUUGGUUUGCCCUACAAGCGUGCCUUGAAGAACUUGAUGGCUGAUCACCUCAAACGCAUCAUCCAGGACAAUGGUGAGAACGAUGUCGUUGAUUUAUUUGUAAUUCUUCAUAAAAAUUGA